AUGGCGAAGGAAGUGGAUUUAAAGCGUGUUGAUCUGAAGGUUUCCGUUAAUUGUUGUGAUGGUUGCAAGAGAAAAGUGUUGAAAGCCUUAAGCAUCAAAGGUGUGUUGAGGGUAGAGAUUCACCCGACGCAGCCCAAAGUGACCGUCAUCAGCAAUGUUGAUAUCGGAGUCCUUAUCAAGAAGUUGUCGAAGGUCGGAAAAUGUGUAGAAGUAUUGGAUGAAAAGGCACAAAAGCCACAAGGAGAGGAUGGGAUAAGCAAGAAUGAGAAGGAGAAAGAGAAAGAAGGCACCGAUAAGAGCUCAACCGACACCUACAAGAAGAGCGAGAACAAGAAUCAUAAAAUUAAGGAAGAUAAUGAUAAAUAUAAAGAAGGGAAUGGGGGUCCUUCAAUUUAUGAAGCAGUGAAGGGGACGAAUCCAACAAUUACAACUGCAAUCCCUCAAAUGAACUUGUGUCCAAUUAUGGUGCCACAAGCCAAAGUUUACUACCCUGUGGAGCCUAUUGUAGUGCCCGUACCAUAUUAUGCGAUGACAGUUCAUCCUACUCCGGUCACAUACUAUGUUCCAGACUACAACUACUAUGAAACUCCGGUUUAUCGUCCACCACCACCACCGCAACAACAACUAUCACAGGCAAUGACUGCGUUUGAUGACUACUUUGACGAAGACAACACGGUAGGUUGUCGGAUCAUGUGAGGGGUUGAAGUCCAAUGUAGCUCUCGCGAAAGGUUUUGUGUUGCAGUGAGUAGAGGGAGAAUCACAAUGAGCUGGUCAUGGACCACAACUUUCUUGAUUCAUAUAGAAAA
Molecule: messenger RNA, 806 nt
Organism: Zingiber officinale
Lineage: Eukaryota; Viridiplantae; Streptophyta; Magnoliopsida; Zingiberales; Zingiberaceae
Exons: 3
Coding region: 1-696 (231 amino acids)
Molecular function (GO): metal ion binding
Source: RefSeq, a predicted model, not a curated record